AUUGUCGUUGUCGAUUGAUGAAAAUUUGUUGCUUCACGUCAGCCAGUCGGCUGUAUUUUUAAUUAUUUUUUUCAAAACAAUUGCUGCAUAAGUAUUGACUUCCUGUAUAUCAAAUUAAUUUAGACUUAUAAUUAACAUCCCAACAUGGAUCAUAAAGCUUCUGAAAAAGGCGAUACUGCAGAAAAUCAGGAAGCCAACUCUUUAGUAGCGAACGGCAGCUCUAAACCUGAUACAGAAAUCAAACAUUGUGUUGAUAAUGGGAAGUCAGACAACGAAGGCCCCACAGAGAGCACUUCGAGUACCUCAGAAACGACAACAGAAGACUCGGAUUUGUGCGAGAUUCCGGAACAGGUCGAAUUUACCGUAGUUUUUAACAAAAAUAAACACGAAAUUUCGUUCGCAUAUGAUGCAACCGUUUUAGAACUUAAAGCGCAUUUAGAGAGAAUAUCCGGUGUUCCACAGUCCGCCCAGAAACUUAUAAUCAAAGGCAUGGCACGUGACAAUGUUACGUUGAGAAACUCGGGAAUAGUCAAGGGUGGUAAAGUCAUGCUUGUCGGAUCUAAAAUGGAUGAUAUUUUAGCUGUGAAAAGUGCACCAAAGGAAAUACUAGAAGAAAAAAACAGUAGCCAGGCUAAUAAGGAACCAUUAUGUAUGCAGAAGAUCCAUAGGAAAGUGUUAGAUAAAGGCAUUCCUCCAGAUGCAAUGCCUGGUAUCAAAGGAGUUAAGGAAGCUCUUCCCCCAGUGCCAUUAAGUGGGAUGUUAAAUAAACACGGCGGCAAAGUCAGGCUCACCUUUAAGCCUGAACAGGACCAGCUAUGGCUUGGAACCAAAGAACGUACUGAGAAACUAGCUAUGACCUCUAUUAAAGGUAUCACAUCAGAACCAAUAAAAGAACAUGAGGAAUAUCAUAUUAUGGCAUUGCAACUGGGGCCAACAGAGGCCUCGAAAUAUUGGGUGUACUGGGUACCAGCACAAUAUGUCGAGGCCAUAAAGGAUGCAGUUCUUGGUGUGUGGCAAUUCUUCUAAUUACAAUACUGUUGAACCGUAUCUGUCUGCUGUUACUAAAUCCUGUGAGCUACUUGGGUAGUUGCAAUAUAUAUAUAUAUAAAAUAAAUAAAUAACGCGCCCUAGCACAUGUAUGUAUAUUCCAUGUUUUAUAUUUAGAACUUCAUACUAACAGUUGACUUUAUACAAUUUUACUGAAAAUUAUUAUACGCUAAAAUACCAAUUAGUGCUAGGGUAGUCGUGCCGUCUCUCUUAUACAAAUAACUGUCGAAAUCUGCAACAUUUCGAUAAAUGAUACCGAGUCCCUGAAUCUGAUUUUAUAAUUGUGUAUUUGUUGUGAAUAUUUGUAUUGUUUUUAUGUACCGAGACGUUGGUAAAUAUUUAUUUUUGUGAUAUCAUUAUGCUGUGUCAAUUAAAAAUUGUCCAUUGAUAAUAAAUUUGGCAUCUAUCUGGUCAUUUGUGAGAAUUUUUUAUUUGCUAUUGUAAAAUUGCAUUUUAUGCAUUUUGGGGUUUUGAGCUGUAAAAUAUUGCUAUUAACGAAUUCACGGUACCACAGUACCGAGUAUUCACGACUCAUGAGCUUAUUGUUCUGUGUUUCGAAACCUGAUCUCUAUUUGAACUUUAUAAAAUUCACUCGAAUCGAAGGAUUGGCCGGAAUAUUGCAAGAAAAUUUUACUUCAUAUUCUUUCUCUAUUUUAGCGUACAAAAAUAUAUAUCUUGACUACUAUAUUCCUACGAAUCCUUCGUGAGAAUUUGAUCAUAGAAUUAGAUAUAAAAAAAGCAUUAUAAACUA
Bicyclus anynana (squinting bush brown) is the source of this 1798-nucleotide messenger RNA. Its product is annotated as ubiquitin domain-containing protein UBFD1. Gene Ontology annotation, molecular function: cadherin binding; RNA binding. The record is from RefSeq and is a predicted model, not a curated record. NCBI's taxonomy places the organism in Eukaryota, Metazoa, Arthropoda, Insecta, Lepidoptera, Nymphalidae. Bases 145 to 1026 code for a protein of 293 amino acids. The transcript has 6 exons.